CUGUAUUCCUGUACCGUAGUAGGACUGAAAAAAAUAAUGACACCGAUACGUAUCGCUCCCAGGCCUUCGACUGAUUCAGUCCUGUAUUGCUAAAAGAAGCAACAAACCAAUAAAAAGGCAGGGGUGCAAAAAAGUACGUACCGGCGCCGGCGGGUACGAGUAACGUACCGUAGGAUACUCGUACUUGCAUGGGUAUGGUAGGUAUCGUACAACAAGGUACGUGUUCUGUAUUCAUUACGAGUACUCGUACUCAUUCAUUCCGGUUUAGUUCUUGAACGAACCAUGACACUUUUGUUUUUACGACGGGGAUCAACUUUAGUACACGUAAGCCGCUGAUGAUACGGCGUGCCUGUUCCAAAUGCCAACACGAAAAGAUUACGGCACCGUACAAUGCCUUAUCGAAACUGCUGUUCUCGUUGUUCCCGUCGUUCACUUUUCUUUUACAAGAAUGCUCACCCACCGUACAGUGCCUCACUAGUAGCCGGGACCAGAGGAAUGGCCAAGAAUACGAACUCGUUCCCCAACGUUCCCAUAUUUUUCAGCGACUGUUAACAAAGCCUUCCGCAAAAUGAUUCUUCAAUCGAGACUGAAUACCCUCUUUGCAACCCUCGCAUACCCGGUGACGAUAUUGCUCUUGUCCAUCUUGGCACCGUCGGAGGCAUUCACCGCGACCGCGACAAGGGCAAUCACAACGGCACCGUUCAAUCUGUUGCUUGUAGCCCCGCAUCGCGGCAGUUGCGACGAUCGGAAUUGCAACGGGCAUUUCAGAACAACGAGCGUUCUUCGGCUGGAUGCCUCCCGGGCAGACGUCGACCCGCAGCCGCGCGAGAGCGAGGCGGAAGCCCUCAAGGCGGAGGCGGAAGCCCUCAAGGCGAGGGCCGAGCAGCUGAGGUCGGAAAUCGAGCAAGGCACAUCGCACCAAAAGAAGAACGGGAUAGACGACGAGGGGAGCGGCACCGGUGGGUCCACCGCCGCCGUUUCGCCGCAGGCGGCCGCGUCUCCUUGGGCCGUGGUUUCGGGAGACUCGAACGAGGAGGGGGAUAGGGGCUACCGGUUGUACGUAGAUAUCGGUAGAGAGGAAGGGUCGUGGAUGGAUCCUCGGUGGGCAGCCAGUGGCAAGAGAAUCGAAUUCGCCCUUGACAUCAAAUUGCUAGCUAAUUCCCUUGCGACACCCGAAGCUUCGCAGAAAAUGGUGAAGGACAACACCGUGGGCAGCAGCUCCCCUGUAUUUGCCCUGAAAACGGCGCCGUUUGCGCGGCUGCGAGACGGUUUUGACCGCAUGGAAUGCAAUGACGGAGCCUACCGCAUUGAUUCCGGAAAAAACGGCAUGAACACCCUGCGGAUGUACGUGGAAGUGGAGGGUACGGUCCGAGCCGAUCAGAGCUAUGUAUACGGUGACGUGUCGAUCCCGGCUGGUCGCCUAUACUUUUCUCUCCCCUGUUUUGGCACCGGAAUUGACAACCUUUCGAUCAAAGAGGGUGUGGUAAGCGUCCGGCAAAUGGGCUGGCACACCGGCUGGCGGAGAGAAGAAAGCAGGAUAUGCGGCGUGUUCACUGCAAAAUCAUUGCAAGAGGCGAAAAAGAGGGAUCCGUAUUGAAGAAAAACAAACGUGAUGGGUCACCGCAACACCUUUCCACCGACGACGAACUGCUGAUGCAAAAACUGUAAUUAAUUAAAAAAGAUUAUCUGUCCCAUCAAAAGUGAAAUAAAGCUAGUGAUAGGGAGAAAAGGGAUAAUGAUAAAAGAUGAAAAGAUGGUUGACCAGACAAAAUUGUGGACCCCAAUCUCUUUAAUUAUACUAUGACUUUGAUGGGUGUAUAAGUAUAGUAGUAAAAUCUUUACAAUAAUGAUACAAAACAAUG
Molecule: messenger RNA, 1862 nt
Organism: Pseudo-nitzschia multistriata
Lineage: Eukaryota; Bacillariophyta; Bacillariophyceae; Bacillariales; Bacillariaceae
Source: the annotation of a GenBank genome assembly